This is a messenger RNA of Zalophus californianus (California sea lion), 7135 nucleotides long. RefSeq names its product mitogen-activated protein kinase kinase kinase 20 (gene MAP3K20). NCBI's taxonomy places the organism in Eukaryota, Metazoa, Chordata, Mammalia, Carnivora, Otariidae. The transcript has 12 exons. Bases 202 to 1572 code for a protein of 456 amino acids. Gene Ontology annotation, molecular function: ATP binding; protein binding; protein kinase activity. Gene Ontology annotation, biological process: protein phosphorylation. The record is from RefSeq and is a predicted model, not a curated record. Gene Ontology annotation, cellular component: cytoplasm.
AGAGGCGGAAUGUUCAACUCCUGACUCGGGCGGAAGCGUGGGAGCCGCGCGGGCCGCCGUCCUCUCGACCCCCCCCGCCGCACCCCCCACGGUCGCCGGCCCUGUCCUCGCCGCGCGCGGGGCCUCGGCGCCCCCCGGCUGCUGCUCGCGCCCGGCCCGGGAGCCAGAUUUUGUGGGAGUCUAAUACUUUGUCAUUAUGAGAUGUCGUCUCUCGGUACCUCCUUUGUGCAAAUUAAAUUUGAUGACUUGCAGUUUUUUGAAAACUGCGGUGGAGGAAGUUUUGGGAGUGUAUAUCGAGCCAAAUGGAUAUCCCAGGACAAGGAGGUGGCUGUAAAGAAGCUGCUCAAAAUAGAGAAAGAGGCAGAAAUACUCAGUGUCCUCAGUCACAGAAACAUCAUCCAGUUUUAUGGAGUAAUUCUCGAACCUCCCAACUAUGGGAUCGUCACAGAAUAUGCUUCUCUGGGAUCACUCUAUGACUACAUUAACAGUAACAGAAGUGAAGAGAUGGACAUGGAUCACAUUAUGACCUGGGCCACUGAUGUAGCCAAAGGAAUGCACUAUUUACAUAUGGAGGCUCCUGUCAAGGUGAUUCACAGAGAUCUCAAGUCACGAAAUGUUGUUAUAGCUGCUGAUGGGGUAUUAAAGAUAUGCGAUUUUGGUGCCUCUCGGUUCCAUAACCAUACAACACACAUGUCCUUGGUUGGAACUUUCCCAUGGAUGGCCCCAGAAGUUAUCCAAAGUCUCCCUGUGUCUGAAACUUGUGACACAUAUUCCUAUGGUGUGGUUCUCUGGGAGAUGCUAACAAGGGAGGUCCCCUUUAAAGGUUUGGAAGGAUUACAAGUAGCUUGGCUUGUAGUGGAAAAAAACGAGAGAUUAACCAUUCCAAGCAGCUGCCCCAGAAGUUUUGCUGAGCUGUUACGUCAGUGUUGGGAAGCUGAUGCCAAGAAACGGCCAUCUUUUAAGCAGAUCAUUUCAAUUCUGGAGUCCAUGUCAAACGACACUAACCUUCCCGACCAGUGUAACUCAUUCCUGCACAACAAGGCAGAGUGGAGGUGCGAAAUCGAGGCAACUCUUGAGAGGCUGAAGAAACUCGAACGGGACCUCAGCUGUAAAGAGCAGGAACUCAAAGAAAGGGAAAGACGUCUGAAGAUGUGGGAGCAAAAGCUGACGGAGCAGUCCAACACCCCGCUUCUCUUGCCUCUUGCUGCAAGAAUGUCUGAGGAGUCUUACUUUGAAUCUAAGACAGAGGAGUCAAACAGUGCAGAGAUGUCAUGUCAGAUCACAGCAGCAAGUAACGGGGAGGGCCAUGGCAUGAACCAGAGUCUGCAGGCCAUGAUGCUGAUGGGCUUUGGGGAUAUCUUCUCAAUGAACAAAGCAGGAGCUGUGCUGCAUUCUGGGAUGCAGAUAAACAUGCAAGCCAAGCAGAAUUCUUCCAAAACCACAUCUAAGAGAAAGGGGAAGAAGGUCAACAUGGCCCUGGGGUUCAGUGAUUUUGACUUGUCAGAAGGUGACGAUGAUGAUGAUGAUGACGGUGCUGAGGAGGAUAAUGACAUGGAUAAUAAUAGUGAAUGAAACCAGAAAGCAAAGUAAUAAAAUUGAAAAUGUUUGGAAAAAUGAAAGAAACUUGCUCUCUCAGUCUGUACAAAAACCAGUAAGGAAGUAGAAAACUAAGCACUGAGUUUGUAGGCCAAUCACAUUUCUAUGACAGUCAUUUCUUGAAUGAUUUUACUUUUUUUUUCUGCUUACAGAAAAAUGGGGGGCGGGGGGAAUUAAGCCAGAAAGGUAUAUUUAAUGAGUCAGCAGAUGUGGUGCCUGAUUAUAGAAAUUUGUGAUUCUAUUACAAUAUAGUAGUUUUAACUAAUUACAUUCUGGCUUUUUUUUUUUUUAAACAAAUACUUUAACGUUUGUAUUUGAUUUGAUUUCAUUUAUUUAAUUGCUCAAGAAGACUUACAUUUUGAAAAAGCACUCUUACCUCCUCUAAUUCUUCUUUGACACUGAUUUUCCUGUAACACACUACAUUUUUUUUCUUAUGGUAAUACACUGCUCUGUCAGAAAUAAUUGACAGUGACUACAAAAUCUAACAAUAAAAAAAUUGAGAUGAAAGAAGGCUAUAACAAAUACUUCUUCCGAAAUACCGAAAUGCCAAGAAUUUUCGAUCCUUAAUGGCACAACUACUCACAAUAAAACCUGAGAGAUGUUCUCAAUAGUACAUUGAGAGAAGAAAUGCUCUAAUUUGAAACCAACAGCAGAUGUUGUAGGCUUUCAUACCAGUGCUAGUCCUGGAAGCUUCCGAACAACACACUGUCAUCUAAGGCUUAGUUUAUAAAAGGAGAAAGAGAUGGUCUUAAAGGGCUACGUGCAGGCUGAUACCAAGUGCUGACACAGACCCGCUGUGCACCCCCAGUGUGGCGUGCACAUGUUUGUUUUCCAGAGGGGCAGGAGCAUCCUGGGUUCUAGAUAUAUGUAUAAAGGUUUUAAAGAGGGAACUAAAAGAUUAUGAAAGGAAUAGCACAGAUAAGUUAAACUUACUGAGACAGAAGUACCAGAUGAAGGGUCCUUUUUAGAUCAAAUCCAGCCUUCCAGAGUUUUUUUUUUUUUCCUUUUAACCCUGACUCAGCCAUGCCAGUGUUAAACGGAAGUAAAUGUAGGUGUUGCUCCAACAACCUAGUUCACCAGAGAAAUAUUCUCAGAAUGUUAUAUUUGUCAAAGCUUGUUUAAACUGUAAAACACUGAUAAAAAAACUACAAAACAUUUGUAGUCAUAUAUAUGUACGCAUACACACACACACAACACGCACGCGCGUGUGCGCACACACACACACACACACACACACACACACACACAGAAAGGCAAAGGCACAAAAACUUUUUUUCACCCUGUAUUGGAAAGAAGUGCCAUUCAUUUGAUGAUUAAACUAAAAUACUUCUGGUGGUUCUUUUUAUGGGAAAUUUAAGAAAGGAUAUCAUCAUAGAUAUUAUCUAAUACUAUUUCCAACUAUAUUCAAUCAUAAAAAGCCUCUUGAAAUUUGAAACAUGACAUGCUUCUAAUCCCUAUUAACAGCUGAAAAAUAUCACAAAAUGAUCAGUAUGCUGUGCCAGCUUUAUUUGGAGAAAAAUAACUAUUAAAAUGUUCUGGGUGUGAAAUGUAGAACAGUCUAUAUACCACAGUGAGAUAAAGAGAAGAAUCCGGAGUCAAAUUAGGAUUCAGAACUGCUGUGUAAUCUGUUAAAAAUGACUUAACCUCUGUGUGUGUGUGCCUGCUCAUUUUUGACAUGGGAAUAAGAACAGGACCCACUUGAAAGGACUGUUGUAAGGAUGAAAUGAAAUAAUACAUGUAAAGCGCUUAACACAGUACCAGGCCCAUGGUAAGUGGUCAGUUAAUUUUAGCCAGUGAAAAGAUACUAAAAAAAUAAAUAGUUACAGUAACCUGGAAAACUAAACUGUCAAUUUCAAGUCAUGUUUGUUGAGUAGUAGGAGAUGGAAGUUAAAGUGAAUAGCUUUCAGGAUAGAUAUAAGAGAACAUUCUUAGAAUAUAAACUAUAUAAACAAAUUUAAUCUGUUGCUCUUUGAAGCCUAUGUACCUGAAGCGUUUGCAGGCCCUGCCUCCACGCACAGACUAAGUAAAAACAGAAGGAACAGGUAGACCUUUUCCCUAGAAGAUGGGUUCCCUAGUAGCCAAUGGGGUACACCUUCUGUCCAUGCAAACAUACACAGAUACGUGCUCACCGCAAGCUAGUCCUGGCGGCACCCAGGCACGGACACAUACAGGCAUCCUGUCUGUCUGUGCUCAGCAGAGAUGUGCUCCCUCCCUCAGGCUGAGCCCCUCAAGGAGAACAUCUGGGAGUGCAGCAGAGAGAUGGUUUUCAACUCUUGACUUUGCGGCAUGUCCAGGUCACUGUGGUCUAGCAACCUGAAGGAGAGAGCCAAAGAGGAAGCAGUUUAAAAGCCUCUUGCACGUCUUUCUGGGUAAAGAUAGUUAUUCGUUCCACAGAUAUUCAUUGAGCCCUCUCUCUGUGGCAGGUACUGUUCUAGGGACCAGCUAGAGGGGAAUCCAUGGAGCAUCCAUGCCAGCGAGCAGAGAGCCUGACAAUCAACAAAACAAAUGCCUUAUGUUAUGUAAACGUGUGACAGGUGCAUGCUGAGAAGGGGAGCCGAGGAAAGAGGAUCACACACAACACACACAGGGGGGUGUGUGGAGUUUACACCGGGCAGGGAAGGCCCCCCUGACAGGGGAAUUCUGGGCUGAUGUUGGGAUCUGUGCACGUUACAUAAGAAUGUAAACCCUGUCUCUCAUAAUAAGAAUCAUCAGCAAAAUUAGAACAUAGGAACAGAAUGAAACUGACAUUUUUCUUCAUUUACAUAUAAACCUAUUGUAAUUACACAUAAAAUUUUGGUGCAUUAAUAAAAGGAGCCAAUUAGGGCCAAACGUAAAAGGUAAUAGGACUCUCUAUUCGCAGACCGAGGUUUACCAUUAAUUAGGUAAGAUCUCCCCGAUCUCUCAAGUGCUGCCAUUUUCCUCACCAGUAUUCCAGAGAUGGUUGUAGCUCAAUACUCUACCGUGAAGAACCUCAGGGAUUUAGGAUACAGCAGAAUUGAAAGCUUCCAUGAUAGGUGUGAAAUUGUUUUCCACCUGGCAUUGUAUUCUAAUUGCCACACAGCAUUAUUUUACUCUGUUCCAAAUCAGUGUCUUUCUACGGUUUCGAACAUCCCUAAAAAUCUGAAUCAUAUAAACAGAAUUUUAAAGGGUUCUCACUCCCGUGAAGAUUAUGUAGAAGACUUUUAGACUCUAUUAGUUUUAUUACUUUUUUUUUUAAGAUAUUUAUUUAUUUGAGAGAGAGAGAGAAUGAGAGAGAGCAAGCACGAGAGGGAAGAGGGUCAGAGGGAGAAGCAGACUCCCCGCCGAGCAGGGAGCCCGAUGCGGGACUCGAUCCUGGGACUCCAGGAUCAUGACCUGAGCCGAAGGCAGUCGCUUAACCAACUGAGCCACCCAGGUGCCCUAGUUUCAUUACUUUUUAAAAGAACUGUUUAUUACAUAGAAUUUCUAAAGAUGAUGUUAAUUGUGCAGCUUCUAAUUCACUUUUCAGACCAGUAUUUGAAAUGGCAAAUUAUUAUUAUCUUUUAAACAUUUCAUCUAUUUAUUUGUAAGACAGAGGGAGAGCACAGCAAGGGGAGCAGCAGAGAGAGAGAGGGAGAAGCAGACUCCCCGCUGAGCAGGGAGCCCGAUGUGGGGCUCGAUCCCAGGACCCUGGGAUCCUGACCUGAGCCGAAGGCAGACGCUUAACCAUCUGAGCCACCCAGGCGCCCCUGAAAUGGCAAAUUAUUGAUGUUGGAUGUAUUUCCAGUUACUUGACUUAAAAGAAUGUACAUUUAUAAAGAGAGUAAUUAAACACUAAGAAAUUUAAAGAUUCAAAAUGAUAAACUCUGUAGUAAUAAUUGUCAGAGCCAUACAACUGAAAAUGUAACUACUCUUUUUCAUCUUUUUUUCUGUAUUCAGAAAGUCGAUCAUACAGAUCUUACACUUUCAUCUGGGGCCCCUACUGGUGUUUGCGAGUGCUGGGGCAGAGUUUGGGUUGUCACAGGGACUGGGGGUGGUGUGGAGUGCCCAGCGCUAGGGGCAGCCCCACCCAGUAAAGAACUCCAUCCACAAUACCAACAGCAUUGUCCCUCCCCCCACUGAGAAACUUGCAAAACCUGGCAGUUUGAGUUCUACAUCUCAUUUCCCACCUAAACAAACUUGCUCAAGUCAAAAGAUGCAGUUUCAAAAUGACAACUACUAUACAAUAUGAAUUUUAUAGGUUGGUGACAUUUAUCUUAAAUCCCCACUUGUGGAAAAAUGGGUUCUUUCCCCUGAAAAAUUCUGGUGGAAACUUUAUAAAAUAGCAAAAUGGAUUUGGGGGAGGAGGUCACUCUCCUAUGACACUAAUUCCAAAAUAAAAAAGAAACCCAUCACCGAGGGAGGUUAAUUUAAAAGGACUUUCUGUUGAAGUAAAGUCAUAUUUUAAUAUUCUACAUUUCAUAACCAAGGGGAAGUGGUUGAAGGCACAGAGCACACUUGUUUUGGAUGGUCUGGAAAUGUUGAGGGCCGGCGUGCAGCCAGUGAUUUUUAACAUGCAGCACAUUUGUUAGACUUAAGCAACAGCUGAGGUAUUCAGAAUGGAUCCCCAUUAAAAUCAAGGAAUCAGAGGUAAGAUGUGGGAGAGAGCCAGAAGGACUUCUCAUAGCACUGUGAUGUGUACAUAACUUUACUUUUCAGCGUGCUGAGCAUUUCAUAGAAGAUCAUUUUAAAAGCUACUCUGAGUUAAAUAUUGAUACCCUUUUUGGUUUUUGGUAACACUAGACUCGCUGUGGUCCUGUUAGAACAGGCAGUGUCUCACCACACCACGUUUAUGAUAGAGCAUCAUUUUUCUAUAAUCAGGCACCUUUUGCUGCUUUGGAGUCAGACUGCUUUCCUGUUCUGACUUUAAGCAUUGCCAGAGAGAAGAAUCUGUUCUGUUCUUUGGGUUGUGGCAUAGCCUGCAAGCGGUAGCAUUUCUGUAUUGGAAAAGGAGUGUGUACCAGGGAACCUGAAGGGCUAGCGCCGUUGCUAGCGCCGUUGCCUCGGGCUGCAACUGAGUUGCAUUCUGUGGCCUGUGAGGAGCUCUCAGGCAUGUGAUUACUGACUUUACAACUAGCAUUUUCAGCACCUACAUUAAUUAUUUUACAUAAUGUGCAGACUAGCUUAUCUUUUAAUGUGAGAUACAAUACACUGCACAUACUGCUUUUGCACUGUUUUAAAGAAUUCUGUACUAAAUAAUAGGAAAUAUUUAUAUUCUUUGAGUGUGCGCUUUGAAUAGAGGAUGGCAUUAUCACUUUAUUUUUUUAACAAAACCUUUUCUUCAACUAUUCUAUUACAGUGUUAUUCUGAGCAAAUACUAUGCCAUAUAUCUUGUAUAAUGUUUUAUGGAAGAUUACAUUUCACUCGUGUGUGGUAAGACUACUCAUUAUCGAUUUCAUAGUUGGAAUUUGAUAUUCCAGCACAGAGUCCACAAUGUAUUCAGAAAUCCAAGUUGGUGUCAUACAUUUCAUUUUGAUGUGAACUUUUCUUUGCUUUCCUUUGUUUUAAGACUCCAUUUUGCAAUAAACGUUUUGACAGUAAA